Messenger RNA from Scaptodrosophila lebanonensis, 1689 nucleotides. RefSeq lists its product as uncharacterized. The record is from RefSeq and is a predicted model, not a curated record. The coding region runs from base 174 to 725 and encodes 183 amino acids. Lineage: Eukaryota; Metazoa; Arthropoda; Insecta; Diptera; Drosophilidae. The transcript is spliced from 3 exons.
CACGCACAGUUCAACGAAAGUAGCUGUUGGCUCUGACCUCCGCUGCCGUUGCAUACACAACAAAACAAAAUCGUUGUACACACAUAUAUACCACAAUAGAGUUUCGGGUAGCUGUCUCUAGACAAACAACGCACCAUUAUUUGCAUCUUUAUUGAUAUUAAGUCAAAAGCAAAAUGCACGCACGCUUUGCCGAACCGGAGCCGGAGUCCCCAUCGCCGGACAAUAUGGACAAAAUCGAAGCGGAGCCACUCGAAACACGGAUUGAGCAGUUCAAACAAAAUUCCAGCAACAUGGCCGCUCUGAACGAGUUCAUCGACGAGGUGGUACAACAAGCUGAGACGGAGGCCAGCAAGCAGCAAAAUAAACUAGAGGCAAGCAAAUCGCAACAGGGGAAGGAAAAGCGACAGAGUUUCGCCAUACCAGAUUUUAAGAAUGGAAAGGUUGUCAAUCGGGCGCGCGGAUUCGUCGUCCGGAUCUUCGAUGCGAUUUGUAAUUGCGCCAACAACAAUGCAGCAGCUGCGACGACGCGCUUCAAGCUGCGCUCCGGCAGCGGUAGUGGCGGCGUUGGAGGCAACAAGCGACAACAGUCCCAGGGCGAAGAUGGUGAGCCGGAAAUUCUGGCGCUCAGCGGCAAGAAGAAGAGUUGUAAUGCGGAUCCGAAGAAAAAGGGGAAGGGUGUUACAAUGGCCGACGAUGUGGAGGGAGGGGCGCGGCUGGUGGAGUAAACGAGUCAAAGCUCAAGAAUAAAAACUAAGCAAAAAGAGUUGGACACAUGAAUACGUUUAUAUCAGAAAUAUGGUAAGAGACUAAUAUAAGCCAAGAAGGGCAACAAAAUCAAAGAAAAAUUAAAGACAUGGAGAUGUGGAAAGCUCAUGUUAUGUGUUAACCUAAUAAAGAGUCCAUUCGCUAUUCUUCUCAAUCCCGAAAACCAUUCCAUUUUAGGCAUGUUCAAUAUUUUGUAUUUAUUUAACUCACGGUUUUUAAAAAAGACUUUCCAGGCUGUAAUGGAUUGAAAUUAUUCAUAUUUCAAGCCCUAUACUCGUUAAACGUUAAAUUCAGUUGCAUUCUUAAACUCCUUGUGAUCUCCCGCCGCAACUAUCCUAUCAAAAAACGUAAUACUUUUAGGCUAGAGCACAAAGAAAAUUUACACCGAGCGAAAAAAAAAACACCCGAAUUUCGAGGCAAACACAAUCAAUAUUGUACGCAUACGAUACAUAAAUAAAUGCAAUUUACACACAAUUAUAUUUAAAAGACAUUCAUAAAGAAUGAAAAUGAUCUGCAAUUAAGGACAAUUUACCAGAGCUGUGCUACAUUUUCCAGCCGCUCAACUCCAACUAUCGUAAACAUCAUUAACCUCUCUACUUACAUACAUACAUCUCAGAAUAUACAUAUGUACACAUACUAUAUAGUACAUGCAUACAUUUGAAUGUGUAGAUGAAAUUACUUAGCUGUGCGUGUAUAUAUAGUCGUUCAAUGUUUGAAAUCAAAGGUUCAAAAUACAUGCACACGUACAUACAUACAUACUUAUAUAUAGUACUUAUAAAAUAAACGUGUACUGAUUUUAUACACAUACAUACAAAACAAAGUAUUCCGACCUGUAGACCCGUAUUUACGAAUAAUACAGGCAAACUGAACAUUUCUAACCGAAUAGGUUUCCUCACCUUAUAUAUGUAUUUUUGUGAAAUCCUU